GUCGUCUCUUCUGCUCCUUCUGCUCCAGCAACCAUGACCACCGCCACCCCUCGAACGCCCUUCACCCGCGACGAUAUCUCUAUCGCUACACGUGCAGCAGAUAGCUUCACUCGCAUCUAUUACAACACCUAUGACUCCUCUACUAGGGUGGCGGACCUGCCCAGUUUCUACCGGUCUUCGUCGUCUUUGUCCUGGAACGGGACGACAAAGCAAGGCAUAGAUGGUCUCAAGGAGCUCAUUACGAAAAUGCCUCCAACGAAGCAUGAGAUGCAAUCAUUUGACUGUCAUCCCAUACCUGGCACAUCACCGCCCUCGCUUCUCGUUACGGUGUCGGGGAAUGUCGUUCAUGGACGCGGUCCGGCUGGCAACCCACAUACUACUGGUGCAAAGACGAUAGACGGCCACGGUCGUGUCUUUUCCCAGACGUUCAUGUUGGUUCCAGACGCCACAGCCGCAUCCACGAAAGCAGGAGAGGUUGGAAAGUAUUACAUUAGCGCGGAUGCGCUAAGAUUUGUUGGUUAAUUACUACAGUAAGCGCCAUUUGAUUGAUCGUGGCAACGUCUCAUCGUUCCCCCAGUUUGUUUUGUAUCAUUUUACCCGAUGCCUAUGGGCAUGGACUCCACCAACCUCUCAGAAUAUAGCAUUGUAUCAUACCCCAUAUCGUCGACUGUAUCUUUAAGUUCCCUUAUUCUCCGUCUCCCUCUAUUUAGAAGCU
Desarmillaria tabescens is the source of this 715-nucleotide messenger RNA. RefSeq lists its product as uncharacterized. The record is from RefSeq and is a predicted model, not a curated record. Gene Ontology annotation, biological process: poly(A)+ mRNA export from nucleus. The transcript has 3 exons. The coding region runs from base 34 to 522 and encodes 162 amino acids. NCBI's taxonomy places the organism in Eukaryota, Fungi, Basidiomycota, Agaricomycetes, Agaricales, Physalacriaceae. Gene Ontology annotation, cellular component: nuclear pore central transport channel.